AUGGCAGCGAGUCGGCCCCAGGCCUAUGGGCAGAUCACGCUGUCGCUGCAGCACUGUAUUGAUCUCACGCUGCAGGAUAUCGGCAGCCAUCACCGCCCGCAGGCGUACGUGAAGAUUAGCCAGAUCGCGCUGCAGGCGUCCAUGUACACGUCGUCGGCGCUGCAGUGGCUCAACGUGCGCACGACGAUGGGCCUGACGGGCGCGGCGAAUGCGCCGCCCCAGACCAUAUCGACGCUGUCUGCGCAUGUGAGCGACCUCACGCAGCUGGCUCUGGACGCCGUCGCCGCGCAGGCGGGCGCGAGCCGAGUCGAGCUGCUCCUCGCGUCGCCGCCGUCGGUGCUGUCUGCGACGCAGCGCGCCGAGAGCGGCCACACGCUGCGCUUCGUCGAUGCGAGCGACGACCAGCCAUGGUACCCCAGUGCGAGCUACCCCGUCGCCGUGCUCGCGCUGCUCACUCACAUCUUCUCGUGCCUGGUGCACAUCUCGAUGCAGGACUCGCGCGUGCUGGCGCGUGUGUCGUGCUCGGAGCAGCUGAACGAGUCGUCCGUCGACGUGUUCUUCGAUGCGACUGUGCCCAGCAACGAGACCGCGUGGCCUGCGUGGCUCGGGCCGUACGCGGACCUGCAGAGUGUGCUGGACGAGUUUGGCGUGCACCUCUCGCAGUCGUCGUGCGACGAGGCGGCGCUUGCGGCUGCCGGCGACGACCUGCUCAUGGCGCCGUUCCUGCAGGCAUCGAACGUCUGCUGCCUGCGCAUCACUCUGCGCCGCCCGGGCGCGCCGGACCUGCUUACGACCGACCCGAACCGGGAGCGCGACCUGCCGUGCGUUCUGCCGGGCGUGAGCGUUCUACACGUGCUCGAGGUGAUGCCCCUCCUCCGCGUGUGCGUCCUGCCCAAGACCGAUGCCCUGAACUCGCUGCUGCGCACGUACCUGCGCGAGUGGGGCAUGCCGGUCGUCGCGCUCGACGAGAGCCCCGAUGUGGUCGUGGUGCACAACGACACGGACGUGUGCUUCAAUGCGCGCGAGCGGCGCCUGCCGUGCAUGUUCAUUUCGCCGUACGGUGCCGUGUCGAUCUGCUCGCUGCCGGCCGGCACGAGUGCGUUCCCGGAGCCCGUCGGCCGCCCGCGCUUCGUCUAUGCGCUGAUCGCCGUCGCGCUCAAAGGCCGGCUUCCCGUGCGCUCCGACUCGGCCGUCGUCGAGACGCCGGCGGCGGCGCUGCCGCCCGCCGGCUCGGCGGACGUGUCGGCUGUGGCUACGCCGCAUGCCGUGGACCCCGCGCGCGAUGCGCCGCUGGUGCCGGAGGCGCCGGCGGCGCACUCGCCGGCCGGCGCGCCGAGCGUACCCGCCGCCGGCACCGACGCCGAUGGCGCCGCGCUUCCGACACCGAUCGAUGCCCUGGCGAUGCCGGGCGGGCUGGACGUGGUCUCGCCGAAGGACACGACGACGGCGUCGCCUGUGGUGGACGAUGGCGACGACUACUUUGCGCAGGCCGUCUCGCGCCUUGCGACGCAGGCCAACACCGGUGGCGGGCGCCUCGUGCGUGGCGCCGAUGGCCGGCUGGCUGGACUCUACUUCCAGCCGCGCAAGACGCCGCCGACAGGGUCGCCGAUGCUGGGCUCGGCGGAGAGUGCCGAGCCGGUGCGGACGCCCGUGUCGGCCGCGCCGACGACGCUGUCGUUCGGACCGCUGCGCACGCGACGCAUUACGCGGCCCGGCGCGCCGACGUCGAUCCGGCUCCCGCCGCCGCCGCGGGUGGACUUUGCGAUCCGCGCGGCGCCGACGCCGUACACGCAGCUGCCGGCGCGCCACUCGGUGCGGACGUCGGCGCAGCCGCAGCCGGGCGUGAUGAUCGGCCCGCAGGCGGCGCCGAUGCUGGGGCGGCGCGGGAGUGACCAGAGCUCGCCGUCGCCGCUGUCGCCGCGCGCGCUGUCGCGCAUCCAGAAGCGCAAGCUGGCCCUGCGCGAAGAGUUUCUGCCGCCGGUCAAGGUGCUGAUUGUGGAGGACAAUGUGAUCAACCAGCGGAUUCUCGCGACGUUCUUGCAGCGCAAGCACAUUGCGUACGAGAUGGCGUCGGACGGGCGCGAGGCCGUAGAGAAGUGGCGGCGCGGCGACUUUCAUCUGAUCCUCAUGGACAUCCAGCUGCCUGUGAUGGACGGCAUCGAGGCGACGAAGGAGAUCCGGCGCCUGGAGCAGGCUCUGCAGUCGUCGCGCGGCCGCACGGAUGCGCCGAUGCCGCCGGUGAUGGCCGCGCGGCACUCGGUGAUCAUUGUGGCGCUGACCGCGUCGGUGCUCAUUUCCGACCGUGUCGAGGCGCUGGCGGCCGGCUGCAACGACUUCCUCAACAAGCCCGUGAGCCUGCCGUGGCUGCAGCGGAAAAUCCUCGAGUGGGGCAGCAUGCAGUACCUGCUGCAUGCCGGACUCUCGUCGUGGGUGAGCGAGCCGAGCCUGCACACGUUCGAGCAGCAGGUCGACGAGCAGGCGCAGCGCCUCGCGAGCACCAUACAGUUGGAGCCGCCGCGUGCGACGUCCUAG
This is a messenger RNA of Malassezia sympodialis ATCC 42132, 2532 nucleotides long. It is a transcript of the gene SSK1, whose product is annotated as mitogen-activated protein kinase kinase kinase SSK1. NCBI's taxonomy places the organism in Eukaryota, Fungi, Basidiomycota, Malasseziomycetes, Malasseziales, Malasseziaceae. The record is from RefSeq and is a predicted model, not a curated record. Gene Ontology annotation, biological process: phosphorelay signal transduction system.